UCUCCGGCAGUGAGGAUAAAGGGGAUGCUUUUGUGCUUCCCCAAGCUUUGCCAGUGAAGGGCUGAGCGUGCUUUGCAGAGGGGACCUGUCUCUGCGCAGAGCCCCAACGUGGAUGGGAGUUCUCCGAGAGGGAAGUUGAGUCUUCGCUAGGUCCCACCUGGAGAACACAACCUGUGGGCCAGGAUGCAUCGAAUGAUGAAAGAAGAAUCAAGUUUCAGGACAAGCAGCCUGGAAAAUGUGACGCGGGACCCGAGCAAAGAAAAACUGCACAUGAAGCUCUGCAGUGGGUCCUGCCAUGCUGAGCAAAUCCUCCAGACACUAAACUCCUACCGGCAGAGUGGCAUCUUCACAGACGUGGUGCUAUUAAUUGAUGGACAAGAAUUCCCAUGUCACCGUGCCACUUUGUCAGCCAACAGCACGUAUUUCCGGGCCAUGUUUGGUGGCGAUCUCAAGGAAGGCCACCAGAAUAUCAUUAAUAUCCAGAAGAUUUCCGCUUCCACCAUGUCUCUCCUUCUUGACUACAUGUAUGGGGGGAACAUUAUCAUUCAGGAGGACAAUGUUGAAGGCAUCUUGGAACUGUCUGAUUUGCUGCAGAUCUCCAAGCUCAGAGAUGCUUGUGUCACCUUCCUUGAAGGCCAACUUCACCCAUGCAAUUGUUUGGGUAUCAUGAAGUUUGCUGAUUCAUUCUCCAUCGCAUCCCUGACAGAAAAGAGCAAGAGGUUCAUGCUGGAGUGUUUUGUGGAGGUGUCGUGUCAUGAAGAGUUCCUGGAGAUGGGUGUGAAGGAGCUGGUUGAAUAUCUGUCCGAUGAGCAGCUGGUGGUCCCCAAGGAGGAAGUGGUCUUCGAAGCCGUCAUGCGCUGGGUACGGCAUGACAUACCUGCCAGGAAGGGAGCCUUGAAGGACCUCCUUGAGCAUGUACGUCUGCCCUUGCUCGACCCCACCUACUUCCUGGAGAAGGUGGAAAUGGAUGAACUCAUCCAGGACUCCAAGGAGUGCAUUCCUCUACUGCACGAGGCCCGCAAGUACUACAUCCUCGGGAACGAGGUCAGCUCUUUGCGAUCGAGGCCCAGAAGGUUCAUGGAGCUGGCAGAAGUCAUAAUCAUCAUUGGAGGCUGUGAUAAGAAAGGCCUUCUGAAGCUGCCCUUCACAGACCUCUACCACCCAAAGAGCAGGCAGUGGACAGCCCUUUCCAGCGUGCCUGGCUACACCAAGUCAGAGUUUGCUGCCUGCACACUGAAGAACGAUGUGUACAUAUCAGGAGGACACAUCAGCAGUAACGAUGUUUGGGUGCUGAGCUCCCAGCUGAACGUCUGGAUCAAGGUUGCUUGUCUGCAGAAGGGUCGAUGGAGGCACAAAAUGGCAACACUUCAGGGCAAGAUCUACGCUGUGGGAGGCUUUGAUGGUUUUUACCGCCUCUCCAGCGUGGAGUGCUAUGACACCUUCUCCAACAGCUGGUCAACCUUGGCUCCGCUGCCUCAAGCUGUGAGCUCGGCGGCUGUGGUCUCCUGUCUGAACAAGCUCUACGUGCUGGGCGGUGCUGUGGAUGACACUGCUAACACCGACAAGGUCCAGUGUUACGAUCCAGAGAACAACAAGUGGACGCUCUUGUCUCCCACUCCUUUUUACCAGAGGUGCAUCAGUGCCGUCUGCUUGGACAACAUCAUUUAUGUUGUAGGUGGACUCCUCAGUAAAAUCUUCAGCUAUGAUCCAAGGAAAGACAGCUGGCGAGAAGUGGCCACCCUCCCUGGGCCGCUGGAGAGCUGUGGCCUGACAGUGUGCGGAGGGAAGAUUUACAUCCUGGGUGGCCGAGAUGAGAAUGGGGAAGGCACGGACAAAGCGUUCACUUUCGACCCGGUAACGGGGAGCGUGGAGCAGCAGCCGCCGCUGCAGCGCUGUACCAGUUAUCACGGCUGCGUGACCAUCCUGCAACGCAUGAACAGAUGACCACGGGGCUCCAACUGCAUCCACCUCCCACCCAGGGCUUCCUCUUGAGACAGUGACCACCCAGCAUGUGGACAGACGUCUCGCUUUUGUGCAGGGUAGGGCGAUACGAGCCACUGAAGAUGAUGUGCUCCAGCCAGCGCCUGAGCAGCCUCUGUUUUGUUUUUCCUGGCCUCAUGAUGCCAGUGGCUUUGAUGCUGAUCUAGGUCAGAGGAUGAAAGGGUGCUGGGCUGUGUGAAGCUGCAUCGCAGACCUUGCCGCAGUAAGAUUCAAGUAUCCCCGCAGCCCCUGGAACUAUUGAAUUCGACCUUUACUUAGGUUUUUCUGGCUAUAGAUAUAGUUUUCUGUUAUGUUGGCAACAGGAGCUCACUGUCCUGCAAGGACACGUAUUUGCUCCUUUCUGAUGCCCAAGACUAUUGCAGUAACAAUUGCAGUUACAGGAUCCAAUUCUUUAGCUAAAGGUAUCAGAUAUUUGUGUAUUUUGCUCUGUAGAACCCUGUAUCAAACCACAGUGGUGACCUAAAUGGCCAUGAAUGUCCAUGAACUAGUGCCAUUACAGUGGAGAGCUGAGAUUGAGACUUCAAAGCUGAUAUCCCAAGAAAAUUUCUCCAGGAAAUCCCCAAAAGCCUGCUUAAAUAGUCCAAGCUCUGCCUCCUUUCUGCAUAUGCUGUAUGAGAGUCUAUUUCCCUAAAGUACAGAGUGCUGUCUCUUUUCACACAUGUUCUGUGGUUGGACUGCUGUCUCACUGUGUCUUUGUGAACACUGUGACAACGAUUAAUGCAGCCAAGAGUUCCUUCUUUGGAAAGUGGUGGUAGGGGAAUAUUAAUGUGUAGGAAUUAAGCAUGAAGACCUGAAGCAUGGUAGCCACAGAAUCACAUCUGGCUCUGGAGUAUGCUAGCAAGUAUUAAAAUAAACUCAAUAUUUAACAGAUUUGAUACAGAGUCCCUGGGAGCCUGAAUGUGGAGCUCAUUUCAAGGGCAAGCGUUCGAUGACGCAGACUGCCUUGCUCCAAGCCGGUUGGUCUCAGGUCUAGAAACGAUUCUGAGCACAUUCAAUUUGGUAGAGUAGCCAUAGCUUUUGAUGUUGGUGUCUUUAGUCCAUGACUGGAACUGGUAAUUUCUGAUGGGUCCAAGUAAAUGUUCUUGUUGUUCGAUUAGGGACUUAGCUGCUGCCAAAUGUAGAGUGGGGUCUCUUAAAAACUCCCCGUACUUGUACAUUGCAGGGUGCACCCCUCUACAGCAGGCUGCUGGCUGGCUGCUGUUUUCUCUGCGUCUUCCUUUCCUCACCCCAGUGGUGACUUCUUUCUGAAGCAGAGGAAACAGCUAUGUCCACUGGCCCCUUUUCAGGGCAUUUUAAUCAUCUUAAACCUCCUGGUUUUGCCUGUUUCCCCCAUAUUGCUGUUUUUGUUCUGGCCCUCUUUAGUACUCCUGUUUUCUAUCAACUCUGAGAAGGUCACCUCUUCUUCAUGAUGAUAUCAGAUUUGCCUGUAAAACAUGGCAAGAAGAAGUCCCUGCGGAAGAACCAAAAUUGGCUGUAACUGGGGCGGGGGGAUGAUUUCCUCUUCUCAUUAGGAAAUGUGUGCUCUUGCAUUGCCCAAGCGAUGAGCAAGGUGUUUCAUUGCAUGAAAUGUACCUUACGCUCCUCAUAGUCAUGUCUGGAAAGUCUCAUAUCACAGACAUCUUGUUCAUUAAGGUGCACUAUUUGGACAUUCUUAGCCUCAAAUUCUCCUCAUGGCUUGUGCAUGCGGGUUAGCCCUUUUAUCAGAUCAUGAGCAGCACAAUGUGUCCUUUAAGCAAUAUAAAGGAGAUUCAAUGCUGGUAUAGGUUAUUCCCAUGAGGAGAGAAAAAGGAAAAUCAUGCUAGGAAAAGGCAAUUUUAUUUGCAAUAAAAUUGCAUCCACAGUUGGGUCUUUAAUGAGAAUGCAGAUUUCAGGAGAAACUGGCACCUUUCCUUCGGUUAGUUAAAUUGGCACAAAAGAAAGCGUGAACACAUCAAGCCAUGCUGUGAUAGCCUUCAGGGUCAGCGAGACCCUUACCCUCUUAGAGUCUGAUUUCCUGAGGACCACAAAUCACAGUCCACCUCUCUUACCGUUCCCCUGUGCAUUAAGCAAUUCACCGCUUUGGUAUGGGCACCCUUCAAAGUGUUUGGCUUGGGACCCAGCAGCUCCACCUCGUCCCAUGAUUCAUAUGGCCAAGGGGGUUCUUAAUUCUCCACAGACUGUCCCGUUAGCAUGUCCCUCCUCUUGCUCUGCACUUUGGAAAACGCUGCUGGUGUUUCAAGAGAAUAAGCGCACCCAAAGCUUGCAAGGGCAUGUGUUGAGCAAAGUCUGCUCAGCUGAGGAUGGUGAACAUCACGAGGAAUCGGGUCUUGUAAAAGCAUGGUCCUCGUGUCAAAUUCCUGCCUUGCCUAAGAUAUAUAGUAUAGGGCUGUGAACACAGAUGUAUCCUGCUUGCCUGCUGGCAGGUCUUCGUGCUCUUGUUCUUGAAAAGAACAUAGUAAUAUAUUUGGACAUAGAAAUAGCCUUGAUAGGAAAAAGAAAGAGUUUUGCAGUUGCACUUAAAACUUCUCGUUCCAGAUUUUCCUAAUGCCUCCUGGAAGUCUCUUGCCGUACUUCACACCUUAUUCCUGUAGAGGUAAGCACACUCAAAAGGGUAGAAGGCAUUCUUGUCAGCUUUCCCAUGUGCUUUUGACAUGUGUGAUGUGUUGCAAUAGGUGUAACAUGCUGGUGGAAGUUGUGGCAUAGAUACAAAAACAUUUGCCUCGUUCUUGGUCCUGAUAUUCGUUGUACCACUGAAAUGUGUUUGUAUUUUGUAAGGGCUGUGCGCAUGCAGGGGAGGGUUAGGGAAGGAAUUUAACUUGGUUUUAUUUAGAAAUAAAUAUCUACCUUGACUCCUAAGUGCUUUUGCUGCAGGAAUUUCAUUUGCGCAUAUUACUUCAUGGCAUUCCAAAAAUAUAUUGUUGAUGGAGCAUCAGAGGAGCUUUGGGAGUGCCAUCCUUCAGGUGUCCUAGCCUUUGUCUGGAAUACCUGAAUUCUCAGUCUAAGCAAGUAGGAAGUUCAAGGUAUUGCUCUUUUGUCUGCAGGGAAUGGUAUUUUUAACUCUUAGGUGGAGUCACGGCCAAGUCAGUGUGGAGAAGGUGCUUGGGUCAUUCAAACUCAGCUGAAGGAUGGGGAAAAUUUUACUCGUAUUUUGGAAUGGAGGAAAGAGUAUUUCUAGGAAAAAAGAAAAAUUAUUUGUCUUGGCUGAUUCUUGCUCUUCCUUGGUGCGGCAGAAGAACACAAAGCAUGAAACUGCCACUACAAUCUGCUUCAGUUUCUGAGAAGACUUUUCUCAGACCACAUGUAAAGCACCUCCUUGCUGUGUUUGCAGCAAUGCACAGACUUGCUGUGGGAGCUCUGUAUAGCAAAAGAUGUAGAAGAAAGUAGUGAUCAUCUGCAAAGCAUGUGCAGUAGUAUCAGCUUUAUGUAUUUAAGCUUUUAAAAACAAAAUAAAUGACUUCUUUUUUUUUCUUUUUU
Grus americana (Whooping crane) is the source of this 5454-nucleotide messenger RNA. It is a transcript of the gene KLHL35, whose product is annotated as kelch like family member 35. The transcript has 7 exons. NCBI's taxonomy places the organism in Eukaryota, Metazoa, Chordata, Aves, Gruiformes, Gruidae. The record is from RefSeq and is a predicted model, not a curated record. Gene Ontology annotation, molecular function: protein binding. The coding region runs from base 184 to 1944 and encodes 586 amino acids.